This is a messenger RNA of Lethenteron reissneri (Far Eastern brook lamprey), 1582 nucleotides long. Its product is annotated as monoglyceride lipase-like. NCBI's taxonomy places the organism in Eukaryota, Metazoa, Chordata, Hyperoartia, Petromyzontiformes, Petromyzontidae. The record is from RefSeq and is a predicted model, not a curated record.
AUUGACACGGUCACCCAGCACUCAUCAUCCGGUCCCUCGACAGAGGGGAGUUCUCUGCCACUUGCUCCCCAGUCGUCGGCUUGGCAAGGGACGGAAUUCGCACCACGUAGUGCCGCUGUGAGACUCCACGAGCGAUGUCUGUGACGCCCCAAGAGGAACGCUCGGCGUUUUCCCUGGAGGAGAAUCACAUCGUGAACUUUGACAACCACCGCCUGUACUGCCGCUACUACAGCCCGGCAAGCCAGCAGGAGCCCAGGGCACUGGUGUUCGUGAGUCACGGGCUGGGCGAGCACUGUGGCCGCUAUGACGAGGUGGCCCGGAUGCUGGUGCAACACAACGUGCUCGUGUUUGCCCACGACCACGUUGGCCACGGGAGGAGCGAGGGCGAGCGAGUGUCCGAGGCUCGGCUCGGCGUCUACGUCCGCGACUGCCUUCAGCACGUGAGGCUCGCGAGGACGAAACACCCGGAGCGGCCAUGCUUUCUGCUCGGCCACUCGAUGGGCGGCGCCGUGGCCAUCGCGGCUGCGAGCGAAUGCCCGGACGACUUUGCGGGAGUCAUCCUCAUCGCCCCGCUCGUCACCCUGAGCCCGUCCGUCACGUCGCCCACGUUGAUGUAUAUGGCCCGAAUUAUGAAUUCCAUGUGGCCCAGAUGUCCUGUUGGCUCUGUGAACACAGCCUGGUUGAGCAGAGAUUCCAACGAGGUGCAGGCGUACGAAUCUGACCCGUUCGUCCAUCACGGCCGAGUCAGCGUGGCCAUGGGGCUGGGCCUCUCGGAGACGUCGGCGCGCGUCCGUUGGCUCGCCCCGUCGGUCCGCUGGCCGUUCCUGCUGCUGCAGGGCGGUGUCGACCGCCUGUGCGACCCCGAGGGAGCCCGGCUCUUCUACGACCUCGCACCCAGCCAGGACAAGACACUCCGGUGGUACCAGGACGCCUAUCACGUCCUCCACAAGGAGCUACCGGAGGUGAAGGAGGCCGUCCUGAAGGAAAUUGAAAGCUGGGUGCUCGCUCGUCUGCCUUCCCUGCCUUCCUAGCUCGCUGCUGCGCGAGUGUACAUAUGUAUAAUUUCACUCGCACCGUACGUAACCAACCGUGCCUAUCGGGAUGUUCUGGGGAAGGACAAACUAAAGACAUAACGCAGUUCUAAAGAAAUUAGUUUUCAGUCUAGAUUAUUUUAAAGUGCAUAGCUCCAGUGGCUUAUUAAUAUCGGAAGAAAAACGUUCCAGACGGCCGCAGCAGCACACCCAUGCAGUGACCGUCUUCGUUCGAUGGCCAACCAAACAUGGCGAGGGUGGGGACAGCUCGUCUCUGUACAGCUGUUGGAAGCAGGCCUGAGCCAUGCUGGAACAAUUCUAAGAAACUCCACUUGGCUCAUUUCUUGUCGUCGCAUUGAAAGGACUCAGCCCCUCUACCCCCCAGUCCCCAGGCCCAUCCACUCCUCACCUACAACCCAUAACUGGUGGGAAACUACAUUGGGUUUUGUGUACAAUACUUAAAAUUUACAGUACUAGAGUUAGCUUAUACAACCCUGAACUAACAAGUAUUAUUUUAAGUUAAUAAAGAAAAGAUGGCAAUGAUCACUCAA